AUGUCUGCAGGACAGAGAAUCUCGUUUGCCAAGGAGAAAUCGCUAUGCUACAAUUGCCUGAAGCUAGGUCACGGGGUCAGAAGAUGCACAUCAACAUUCAACUGCAGACAAUGUAAAGCUCAGCACCAUACUCUAUUGCAUCUGCAAGGUACGCAACACGCAAUUGGCACAAUCGCUCAAACUGGUGAGGAUCAGGAUGAUCCCAACGCGCACAUCUCACCGGUGACUAUUAGUCAUAUAGCACAAACAGAAGGCUCCGCAGCAAUUGUAUGUGCACAAGGCACUGCAAGUGCAACGCAAUCAAAUGGAUGGAACAGAAGCACCCUGCCCACGGCUAUGGUCAACGUUCAAAACGCUAACGGGGAUUUGGUAGCAUGCCUUUUGGACAUAGGCUCAGAACUGUCAUAUGUAUCUGAAGGCUGUGUACACGCACUUGGUUUGGCUCGUACGCCAUCCCGCAUAUUGGUCACUGGAAUUUCAUCGAUUAAAGCAGACACAACAAGGGGAUGCAGCACCCUACGCAUCCAAUCCCGUAUAUCAGAGGAUCAACUGGUAGUCCAGGCUCACGUGGUUGGAAAGAUCACCUCAUCAUUGGAAAGGCAGAGCAUCGACGCGUCUGCACUACAAGUCUUCAACGAUCUACAACUAGCAGAUUCACAAUUCAGUACAAGUGGCCCAGUCGAUAUUCUUUUGGGCAGCGAGCAUGUUUGGAGUGCUAUUACUGGGAGAAAGAUAUUUGACAACAAAGGCAAGCUAAUCGCUAUUUCGUCAAUUUUUGGAUGGGUGAUCACAUCACUGUUUGCACCACGGGCGAGCAACACUAUGGCCCUCACAACAACAGUCGACAUUGAUGCCACUCUCAGACGAUUCUGGGAGCUGGAAAGCAUUCAUCGCAAGGCAGAAGUUCAACCUGAGGACAAAGAGGUCGAGGAGCACUUUCUCAACACCCACGCUCGGGACGAUAAUGGCAAAUACAUCGUGGAGCUUCCUUUUACAUCAUCAGCUCCUGAAUUUGCAGACACCCUUCAAGGAGCCUUACAGCGGUUCAAAUCGGUUGAACGCCGUUUAUCACAAAAUCAUCAGCUACGUAAGGAUUACGUAAACUUCAUGAGGGAAUAUCAAAGUCUAGGACACAUGCGAGAAAUCUCACCGAGCGAAAUUCCCAACGAAAGGAGUUUCUAUCUACCUCAUCAUCCUGAAUUGGGUCGGAAACUCAGAGUAGUCUUCGACGGCUCAUACCGGGACGCCAAAGGCAAGGCGUUAAACGACACACUCUCGAUCGGACCCAGUAUUCAGCGAGACCUGUUUGCUGUGUGCCUGCGGUUCCGUAUGCACAAAUACGUAUUUUCAGCGGACAUAGUCAAAAUGUUCCGUCAAAUCUGGGUGAGCGAAAAACAUAGAAACUUUCAGAGAAUCGUAUGGCGAGAGGAUCCAUCAGAUCCCAUCAAGCACUUUCAACUUUGUACGGUGACGUAUGGAACAUUAUGCGCACCAUUCCUAGCAGUUCGAGUACUGGAACAACUGGCUGCUGACCACCAGAAGGAGUUUCCAACUGCGGCAAAAAUCUUGAUGGAAGACUUCUAUGUGGAUGACGUUCUCACUGGAUCCAAUAGUGAGGAUGAGCUGCAACGCAAUCGGGACGAACUCGUCCAACUGAUGUCCUGUGCUAAGCUAGAGCUCGGGAAGUGGGUAUUGAAUACCAAAUACAUUGUAUCGGAGGAUAACAAGGAUUCCUCACACUCAUCAGUAAAGGUUCUAGGGCUGCAUUGGCACCCUAAGAAGGACACAUUGUCGUACAAUGUGAAUCUAGCAAAGAGUCCAUGCUGCACCAAGAGGCAAGUGUUGUCGGAUGUGUCACGCAUAUUCGACCCUCUCGGUCUAUUAGCACCAACCGUAGUUAUAUUCAAAAUACUAUUUCAAAAACUGUGGCUGUUGAAUUUGAAUUGGGACGACGAACUUCCGAAAAAGUUAACCGACAAGUGGCUCAAAUGGCGAGCAGAUUUAGAAAACCUACCACAACUCCAGAUACCACGCUUGGCCGAGAGCGACACCGACAAGAUCGAAUUGCACGGAUUUUCAGACGCAUCCACGAAAGCAUACUCAGCCGUAGUGUACAGCCGAAUGGUUAAGGAAGAUGGAACCAUUUCGGUAGCCAUACUUGCAGCAAAGACAAGGGUGGCACCUUUAAAACAACAAUCUCUGCCACGCCUGGAACUGUGCGGUGCACUUCUUCUGAGCCAACUUUUGCAAUCCAUCAAGGCUGGAUUAAAGCACAAGGAUGUGACUAUCUAUGCAUGGAGCGACUCCACAAUAGUCCUAUCAUGGCUAGCGUACUCACCAGCCCAACUAAAGACGUUUGUUGGGAACCGCACCGCCGAGAUCUUGGAAACCAUACCUAAGCAUGCAUGGCGGCAUGUGGACUCAAAAUCGAACCCAGCGGAUUGUGCAUCCCGAGGCUUGGGAGUAUCCGAGCUCAUUGACUUCCAAUUGUGGUGGAAGGGUCCGUCAUGGCUGAGGGACCAGGAUCAAUUUUUGGUAAAGUUGAACAAUUCACACAACUGUUGUUCACCUUCAGACAAACGCAUACAAAGUGAGAUCAAAGCUAACUGCCUUGCUGCGCAGGUAAUUGUCACAACGGACAAUCCUUUGGAUAAGCUUCUAAAUCGCAACUCAUCUUGGCUGAGGCUUAUACACACGCUCGGUUAUGUUUUGCGAUUCAUUCAUCGCAUGAAACACCCGUCUUCAAAACGAACAUCAACGGCUCUCACCUUUGACGAGAUCAAGUCGGCCAGAAUUCGAUGGCUGCAACACGCUCAAGCUGGUUUUCAACAGGACUUCCAGCUACUACUCGCUAACAAGCCUCUAGGAAACCAAUCAAAAUUGGUAAAGCUAUCACCGUUCAUCGACAAGGACAAUCUGCUCAGAGUGGGAGGACGAAUCCAACACUCACAGUUGUCGGCAGAGGCAAAACAUCCCAUUUUGCUUCCAAAGGCUCAUCGGAUCACCCUCCUAAUAAUAGAACAUGAGCACCGAGUCAACCUGCAUCCUGGAGUCUCAUCUCUCUUCGUCAUUGUCCGGCAACGAUAUUGGAUUUUCGGCGCACGGAACCUGAUACGCAAAAUCACACACAACUGUUUGGCGUGCUUUCGACAGAGACAACAUACAAUGCAUCAACGUAUGGCAGAUCUACCCAGCGUACGUAUAACGCAAGCACUGCCAUUCGUAAACACUGGAUGCGACUAUGCAGGACCAAUUCUUCUGAAGGACGCUAAGGUGCGCAAGCCGCGCAUCAGCAAGGAAUACAUAUGCCUAUUUGUAUGUAUGGUUACAUCGGCGAUCCAUCUAGAACUCGCCACCGACUUAUCCACGGAAACAUUUCUGGCGGCAUUGAGACGAUUUUUCUCAAUACGAGGCAAAUGUACACGCAUGUACAGCGACAACGGAACAAAUUUCAUCGGAGCCAGGCGAUCCCUGGAUGAAAUGCAGCAGCUACUGAACUCAACACAACACAAGGAUCACGUAGCGAACUCACUAGCAGACGAAGGUAUCCAAUGGACCUUUAUCCCACCUCGUGCUCCACAUUGGGGAGGAAAGUGGGAAUCAGCAGUUCGAUGUGUUAAACUGUAUCUUCGACGAGUCAUUGGCAGCAGCACACUAACACAUGAGCAAAUGCGCACCUUGCUGCCGCAGAUCAGUGCGAUGGUCAACUCACGACCCUUAUGCUACACGUCGGAUACAGAUAGCAGCUAUCUGUCACCAGCCCAUUUCCUGAUCGGGCGACCAUUUACGACGAUCCCGGAGGCGGAUCUUGGCCACAUUCCUGUGGGCCGUUUGGGAUACUGGCAGAGUAUCCAAUCAAUGUACCAACGCUUCUGGAAACAAUGGCACCAGGAGUACCUGACUAGUCUUCAGCUGCGACCAAAGUGGACCAAGGAAACCCCCAACAUCAAGAUCGGCAGCGUUGUGCUCGUCAAGGAGUCCAACACACCACCAGCAUCAUGGCACCUGGCGAGGGUGAUCGAAACCUACCCAGGAAAGGACAACGUCGUGCGAGCAGUAAGGCUCAAGAUGGCAACAGGAGAAUUGACCCGGCAAUAA
Drosophila bipectinata is the source of this 4098-nucleotide messenger RNA. RefSeq lists its product as uncharacterized. Gene Ontology annotation, molecular function: nucleic acid binding. Gene Ontology annotation, biological process: DNA integration. Lineage: Eukaryota; Metazoa; Arthropoda; Insecta; Diptera; Drosophilidae. The record is from RefSeq and is a predicted model, not a curated record.